AUGACUGGUAACCAAGAACAUCAUGAAGAUGAACGGCCAAAACAAGAUAAUAACUCAAUACUAUCCUCGAAUAAUAAUGAAACAACCUCAAAACACUCUGAAUUCUAUAAGAAACUGCCGUUACUUUUAUUCAUUACGGCCUAUAUAUCAUUUUGUUGUCUUGGUGCACUUUGUUUAACCCUACUAGAACGACCUACAGAAAGACUAGAAAGAUUGCGCUUACACGCUUCACAAAUCAAUUUUUUGAGGACUAAUCCAUGUGUAUCAAGUGAAGAACUUCAGAAGUUUGUUAGUUAUAUUGUAUCAGCCACAAAAAUGGGUAUAUCAAUGACACCAAUUAAAAAUAUUAGCAAAUAUGACUUACUGAGCAUUCCUAAAAAUUGGCACGAAAAUUUUUAUUUGGAAAUGAAUGCUGAAGUAAAUGCUCAACUGGAAUCAAUCGCUAGACGUAUUCUAACUGAAGAAGAAAUAAAUAACAGCAGUUGGAACUUUUAUGAAUCAGUAUUUUUUGUGAUAACAGUUAUCACAACUAUAGGUUAUGGAACAAUCAGUCCAGUUACCAUAUACGGCAAAGCUUUUUGUAUAUUUCUGGUUGCUAUUGGAAUUCCAAUGAAUGUGAUCCUGGUUUCCGUACUAGCUUCUUUGUGCAUGCCCAUUAUUCGCAAGUCACGAAAUGCCCUAGUUGAUUUUUAUUCUUAUUCAAGCGAUCAUGGUACAUAUCAUAACAAGCAUAAUAAAAAUUGGAAACAUUCAAAUUUCAAUUCUUUAAGCGGACAUAGGAAAAGUAUGGAAGAUAUUAAACCAUACCUAAAUAAGGAAAAUAAACAUAGAGUUUCAAAAUUGUUUUUCAAGCUUAAAUCUCUUUUCCGACGACAAGUUAAUGCUCCAGACGGACGAAGUGAAUCGAGUGUGCUUCAUAGAUCGUUAUCCGACAGUCGUUUAUCGAAUAACAUCGUGAAAAAAAAUCCUCCACCAACAGUAUGCAAUAUCACUGAGCCAAAGAAUGUCGUCGAAAAUGACGGAUUAUCAAAUAAAACUGCCUCAGUGACUUCCUUAUCAACAUCUUUAUCAACAAACAAGACUCUAUCUCAAAGUUCUCUGACAAUAAAAACAGAAAAUUAUCCAAAAGAUUUUAAUAAUGAUGAAAACGAUCAUGAAAUCUCAAAGCAUGAGCAAUCAAAUAAACCAAUAUUAUCUAUUAUGAAACAUCAUGAACUUCAUAUAAAUAAUGACAUAUCAAUGAAUCCCAGUUUAGCUUCGGUAAAAAUUAACAGGCCGAAAACGGUACUUGGUCACACUAAUGUACCGAAAAAAUUAACACAUAAAGUUUCUUUAAGUUUUGCAGCAAAUAACCAACCAGAUGCAGCUGACAACAGAAUAAAUCAGCUGGAUACAACUCAAUCAUCUCCUAGUCAAUUCAGUGGACACACUGAAAAAGAAACUUAUGUAAAAAACGUUGAUAAACCAGCUCGACAUUCAUUGAGUGAAAUAUUUAGAGAAGUAACACAAAAUACAUGUAAUCUCAAUGAUUGCUUUUCUACAGAAACUUCACUAGCUGAUCGUGCUCAUAUUUCUUGCAUAGCAUUUCUACAUUACUUGUUAUCUAGAAGUGAUUUGGCUUUAACUACACAAGUUAAACUUUCACAAUUUCGAUAUGUGAAUGUACAUCAUGGUAUAUUUCGUUUACGAUUAUUACAUUUCUUCAUUGUAUUUUGUGUAGUAAUUACAUGCUCAGUACUUAUACCUGGGAUUAUAUUUACAUAUUUAGAACAGAAUUGGACAUAUUUUGAUGCAAUUUACUUUUGUAUCAUAUCACUUAGUGCAGUUGGUUUUGGUGAUAUGGUUGCAAGUGAAAGUAAAGACAGCAGUGCAUCAUCAUUAGUAACGAUAUUAUAUGUGAAGAAUAUUUACAGAGUAAUGACUGCAAUUUAUUUAGUGUUGGGAACCACAUUAAUUGCCGUUCUAGUGAGAAGUUUCCAAGAGAUUAUUGACUAUGAAUUUUCAAAUGUAACAGGAGGAUACUUCGACGAAAAAUUUAGUGAACAUAUGGCACACAAUUCAUGUUUAGAAUUACUUUUUGACGAUACUACACCUUCACAAAAUUGUAGAAAUCAAUUAAAUCAUAGAGAUAUGGGUUGA
This is a messenger RNA of Schistosoma guineensis, 2139 nucleotides long. The record is from the annotation of a GenBank genome assembly. NCBI's taxonomy places the organism in Eukaryota, Metazoa, Platyhelminthes, Trematoda, Strigeidida, Schistosomatidae.